AUGGUUCUCCUCGCAGUGUGCACAACUUCAUGGUUUGAGGCAUUUGAGAAACCAAACUCCACUCCAUAUGCUGCUCGAGUCAUGCCGGCUCUCCACACUCCCAAGUACACCUGCACCACAACAUUAGCGACUUUGCCUCGACCACCGCCUCUCACCCUCACUGACGCACCAUACUGCAGUACUCGGCCCAGUCCCCAACCCCACUCAAAUGCCUGUCCACCUCCACACACCACACCACUUAUCCGAUUGCAGCCUAAAGUGUGCCUCCAACAAGACAGCAUCACCAUACCUGACGAUCCACCAUUGAGUUGGUGA
Hydatigera taeniaeformis is the source of this 315-nucleotide messenger RNA. The record is from the annotation of a GenBank genome assembly. NCBI's taxonomy places the organism in Eukaryota, Metazoa, Platyhelminthes, Cestoda, Cyclophyllidea, Taeniidae.